Molecule: messenger RNA, 624 nt
Organism: Colletotrichum godetiae
Lineage: Eukaryota; Fungi; Ascomycota; Sordariomycetes; Glomerellales; Glomerellaceae
Exons: 1
Source: RefSeq, a predicted model, not a curated record
CAAAAGGAAUGCCUCGUGGCGGAAUCGAACCGCCGAUCUUCUCAUGUCACUAGUACUAGUGAGACGCUAUACCACUUAGCCAACAAGGCUUGUUAUUGGUUGGAAGCUUUGGGUGCAACAACGCAUUAUAUAGCGUGCAGGUUUACACGCAAGCCCCAUAGCUUGUGCUUCCCGCUUGUCAAUGAUGGGCUGUCCAGGCUCGUUGACUGUUUUCUUUCCCAAGUCUUGGGGCCGAGAGCCUUGAUGCAUUCGAAAUCGCAGAUGCCAAUGCAAAUUAUCCUAACUACACCACGAAGCCAGAAUAUGGCAAGGUGCGUUGCCCUCUGGAAAACAGGUUCGGCACAGAGUUACAUUCACAGGGAACGGGCCCCAAUGUCCUCUCUGGUUCCAAACUUCCAGUCAUUGUCUCUGCGGGGAGCUUUCACCAGGGCCUCUGGGGACGGAAGAGUGCUGCCGAUUCGUAGUGGAGUGCGGAGGGGCGGUGCAGAGUCGAGUUCGGUUGACCCAAAUCGAAGAUUUGACGUUGUCACAAGAGGCCCGUGUCGGGCUCUUCAUCAGUGGAAUGCCACAUGUGACAGGACGUCCAAGACUCCAAGACUUCUUGAGCAGCGGGAGGGCGCAUAG